Molecule: messenger RNA, 1230 nt
Organism: Pantherophis guttatus
Lineage: Eukaryota; Metazoa; Chordata; Lepidosauria; Squamata; Colubridae
Biological process (GO): neuron projection morphogenesis; regulation of DNA-templated transcription; central nervous system development
Cellular component (GO): nucleus
Molecular function (GO): sequence-specific double-stranded DNA binding; DNA-binding transcription factor activity, RNA polymerase II-specific
Source: RefSeq, a predicted model, not a curated record
AUGCAGAAGCCCAUGGAGAAAUCCCAAAACUUCCGCAUCGACGCCCUCCUGGCCGAGGAGCCGGCCCGGCCGGUGUCCAGCGUCUCCCCGGAGAGCUCAGCCGGGAGUCCCGGCGCCUGCCUGCGGACCGAGACGCCCUCUCCCUGCGCGCCGCCGGGCUUGGUCCCUCUGCCCGCCGCCGCCUUCAUCCCGAAGCCCGGCUUGCUGAACCUGCCUCCGCCGGCGCUCGGCGGCUUGCCAGCCAUCUACCCGCCCCCGCUUUACCCCAUCCCAGCUCUGGCAGGCCAGCACUCCGCCUUCGCCUACCCCGCCGCUUUCCCCCCGCUGUCGCAGCCGGGAGUCGAACCUCUGAAGGCGGCCGUGGGGGUCGGUUCCUUCCCGCUGGAGCACUGGAUUCGAGCCGGGAUCAUGGCGCCCCGCUUCCCGGAUUUCCACGGUUCCCCACCAACCAACCUGAUGGGAAAAUGCCGUAGACCUCGAACAGCUUUUACCAGCCAACAGCUGCUGGAGCUGGAGAACCAAUUCAAAAUCAACAAGUAUCUUUCGCGGCCCAAACGUUUUGAAGUGGCCACAUCACUGAUGCUAACGGAGACACAGGUGAAAAUCUGGUUCCAGAACCGCAGGAUGAAGUGGAAGCGAAGUCGGAAGGCCAAGGAGCAGGUCACCCAGGCUGAAGUGGAGAAGCAGAGAGUGGCAAGCAAGGCUCCAGAGAAACUGCUGCCUGGAGAGGCGCCAGGGGAAGAGGACGAAGAAGAGAGCUGCGGUGACGAGUGUAAGAAACACAGGGCCAGUGUGCAAUUCCUGCACCGUGAUGCCGACGCCUUCAGCUUCAGCUCAGACACCUCGGGCUCAGAAGAGGAAGAGGAAGUGGAGAACGAAGGAAUGAAUACAUUAAGUACUCAGGGGCCAUCUACCACGGGGGUCUCCAACCUUGGUAUUGCAAUGGAAUUUGGACUGGUCAAAUGUGCCACCCUCACCAUCAACAGAGGAAAAAUAGUGAAAACUGAAGGAAUCAAGAUGCCCUAUGGAUAUUAUAUGAAGAGUUUUAAUGAAGAUGAUCGUUCUAAAUACCUGGGCAUCCAUCAGGCUGACGACAUCAACCACAGUAAAAUCAAGAGGAAGGUUAGAAGUGAAUAUAUCCUGAGAGUGAAGAUCUUAGAAUGCAAACUCAGCGGAGGCAAUACCAUCAGACCAAUUAACACCUGGGCAAUUAAAUAUACAGAUACAUAA